ACAUAUAUUCUGCGCGCGGUUGGCGAAAAUAUCUUUGUUAAUUCCUUCUGUAUCGCUUUUCUUGUUUGUGAAUUAAAAAUUCUUGUUUGAUAUGAUUUGUGUAGUCAAUUUUUUAAGUUAAAUAUUGAAAAUGUCGAAUGAUCCAGAUUUUUUAAUGGCGCUUGAAAUGCAAAAGCGAUGGAACGCCGAAUCAAGCACAGAUUUGAAUAGCAGCGAUGGCAGCGAACCGGAGAUUGUCAACUUUAGUAUGCCCCCCCCUUCUAAGAAACCUUUACGUAUAAAGCGUAGCAAUCCGACAUCAAACCAAGACGAAGAUUACUUAAAUCGUACGCAAAAUCUUGUACACCCCCAGUGGGAAACGCUGGACCCUACACCAGAUAUAUUCGCACUGUUUGGCGCUUUUGAUGAUAAAUUUUUUCAAAGUCGCUUGAAAUGUGUGACCCUGGAAUGGAGUAAGCGUAUGUAUAGCUGUGCUGGAAUAUGUUAUUCGCGGCGCAAUCGUUUCGGUAUGGAUAUCACUAUCCGCUUAAGUGAACCUCUGCUCAAGUUAAGACCACGCAAAGACUUGGUUGAGACUAUGUUGCACGAAAUGAUACAUGCAUACUGUUUUGUUUUGAAUAUACGGGAAGGAAACGGCGGUCACGGUCCAAAUUUUAAAAAGAUCAUGUAUGCAAUAAAUAAAGUGGCUGGUACCAACAUAACAGUAUACCAUACAUUCCAUGAUGAAGUAGAUGUUUACAAACAACACUGGUGGCGUUGUAAUGGAAGUUGCCAAAAUCGCGCCCCAUUUUUCGGUUAUGUGAAACGUACUUGUAAUCGAGCUCCUGGUCCCAAUGAUCAGUGGUGGGCAGCCCAUCAGGAGUCUUGUGGUGGCACUUUUAUGAAAAUUAAAGGCCCGGAUAAACCGAAGAAGCAAAACGCCUCCAAAGAACCAAAGCAACCGCAAGGAAAAGAUUUGCGGACGUUCUUCCCUUCUACAAACAAACAGAUAAGCUCUACACCAAAACUGUCGGACGCCAAUAAUGUGAAAGGUUUUAAUAAUGGAACUUCUGGUUUUGGUGUGGUAAAAGGCCCUAUCAAAACAAACGGCGGCGGUACCCUUCUUUUGAACCCUAAGACAAAGGCACCAGUUGCGAAACCAAUUGAUCGUCAAACAUCUAUAGCCUCUGCUUUUCCACCGUCCUCUUAUCCAGGUCUAUCCAGUGAUCCAUUUAAUACAAACACAAUUUCUGGGUCUAAUAAAACGCCAAUUCGGCAUACGUCAGCAGGUGGUAACUUACGAAACGUUAUUGGCUUUGCGAAUCUAAAUGGUAGUCCCGGCGGUAAUAGUGGUGCCGCUGGCCGUGUUAAUGCAAAUAGCAGUGCAAAUGCCGCUUUCAGUGGUAGUGGUUGUCAAGUAGGUGCCAAGGGUCAUUCGAGCUCAAGCUCCAAAAAUGAUUCAAGUGGGGAGGUGGAUCGUAAUCAUUUACGCGAGUUAUGGUUAAAGCGUUUCGAUAAAAAUAAAACAAAUAGAAGUUCAGAUACCACGAUAGAAAACAAUAAGAAAAAUUCUCGUUUCCUUGAAAGCGAUGCAGAAGCGCCAGCAGGUGAUGGCAAACGUAGACGGCUGUCCAACGAUAGUUUGCAAACAGUUGACACAUCAAAGAAACCUAAAACUGAGGAUUGGCUAGUUUUAGACGAUGAUAUAAUGUUAAGAGACACGCCUACGGAGACUAUUGCCAUUCUCUCGGAUGAUGAAAGUGAGUCCGAUGAUAACGAAAACGGUUUUGCGGUUGAAUUGCCGAAGCGGUCCACCCCGCUAACAGCAGAUGAACGACAUAAAGUUAUCAAAGAUGAGAUUCUUGAAGACACUGAUGAUUUGUUGGAUGAGGAUAUCAUUCUUAUUGAUGAUGAGUAUGAUGACAAUGCACAGGACGACAAUAAUGAAAUGGCUAAUAUAUCAGCUGCUGCGGAAUUAGCAGACACUUCUGUGAUAGAUGAAUUCUUUGGCGACGAUACAAUGUUGAAGGAUUUCAAUAGAGAAAAUGACGUCAAACCUUCUGGGUCCUAUCAUUUUCCCAACCCUAACGAUGACAUCAUUACUUGCCCAAUUUGUCAAGGUAAAAUGAAACGGUGCUUAUUCGCUGACCAUAUGGACGGUUGUACUGGCAUAGCGAUUAAAAUUGUUGCACCCAAGCAUUUCCUGAAAAAAUUAUCAUCCACAUCUCGACCAUUAAACCCAACGCGCACACCACGCCCUUCACGUAAAGAUAUUCUUCGAAAAGCAGGUUAUUCCGAACAAGAUUUAAUUAACCUUACUUCUACAAGCGAUGAUGAGUUUUCCAGUAGCAGCAGUAAUAUCAAUCUAAGUUCACCGAACAGGCCAGAGACCAAUUCCACAAACGCUGGCUGGAGUCCAGAGGACAUGGACACAAGGUUAUAUCGUCAAAGAAAUAUUCUAAAAAGUACAAUUCAGUGUCCCAAUUGUGGAAAAGAGGUUGAACAAGACACUAUCAACGAUCACCUUGACGAUUGUCUCUCUCCCUAGUUGAUUUAAAUUUUAUGAGUUUAUUAUUAUUUAUGCUUUUUUACAAAAUUUUGUUAUGUUAAAGUUCUUUAUAAUUACUUGUACGGCAUCAUUAGAACUUCCAGGCCUUGCUUUUCACCAAAUAAAUUAUACAAGUUCACAUAA
Bactrocera neohumeralis is the source of this 2671-nucleotide messenger RNA. It is a transcript of the gene mh, whose product is annotated as DNA-dependent metalloprotease SPRTN. The record is from RefSeq and is a predicted model, not a curated record. Bases 131 to 2527 code for a protein of 798 amino acids. Gene Ontology annotation, molecular function: single-stranded DNA binding; metalloendopeptidase activity; polyubiquitin modification-dependent protein binding. NCBI's taxonomy places the organism in Eukaryota, Metazoa, Arthropoda, Insecta, Diptera, Tephritidae. Gene Ontology annotation, cellular component: nucleus. The transcript is spliced from 6 exons. Gene Ontology annotation, biological process: DNA repair.